Molecule: messenger RNA, 761 nt
Organism: Oldenlandia corymbosa var. corymbosa
Lineage: Eukaryota; Viridiplantae; Streptophyta; Magnoliopsida; Gentianales; Rubiaceae
Source: the annotation of a GenBank genome assembly
CUCCAAUUGACAUGAUCAAUGGCUUCCACAUGCAUAUCGAACUGUGUAGACGCCCGAGCUCCCGUGAGGGCCACCUACGUAAAUCUCUACAAGUGGCCGGAAUCCGACUUGGCAUUCGUCCGAUCGUUGAGCUUGAAUGAACGGAGCAACGCCGCCGGAAACGGAACGGCGUCCCAUCACGGCCGGCAACAGCCGAAGGUGGUGGACAGCAUCUCGUGCCGGCAAAUGUACUUGAGAAGCUACACUUUCUCGAGGGACGACGACGACGAGUUGUUGAAUAAGGAGAUGAGGAAUCGAAACUGUUUGAGUUUUCGGAAAAAGAAGGCGGCGGCCGCGGCUGAAAAUAAAAGGAAGAGUAAGCCCAGAGGCGGCGGCGGCGGCCGUGCUGGUGGCGGUGGUGGCGGUGGCGGCCGUCGCAAACGGAAAAGAUGCACCGGUGGGUUUAGAAGGGCUAAGGACAUUUCGUGUCUGGCUCUUUCAUCGGUUUUCCGGCGGUUGCUUUCUUGCACUACAAAAGUUGAUGUGGUUGGUUGAUUAUCAUAGUAAAAUAAUAAUGUUUAGUUAAUUUGGAUGUUUUUAUUUAUCUUAUUAUAGAUUUUUUUUUUUUUUUGGAGGAGAGCCCGAAAUGAUUUUCUAUGUAUGUAGUUGAAAUUUCUGUAGCUCUCGGCUCUUUUGGUAAACUUCCCAUCAGUAUUUACUGUUAAUAAUUAUAUAAUUAGAGGUUAAUUCCAUAUAAAUUUAAUACGUAAACAUAUUAAAAC